AUGUUAGACACAAAUACUCAAAUCUCUACGGCCGCCGUCGUCGGCUGGCCAAGUGGUGAUAACCUCAAGUACCUGGCCGAUCCCGAUCCAAUGCAGAGCAGCCUGACAUUCAAGACACGAAUCGAUAACACUUCUUCCCUUUUCGAAAUCCGGGUCCCUAUCCAUCUCAAACUCACGGAAAAGAAAACACCUAGACUCUCGUCCCUCAUUUUGAGCAUGCUCUCGACCAUAGAGACCUUUUCCUUUCAAGUCCUCGCGACAAUCUCUCAACCCUCAAGGGGAAAACUGAGCUCUCAAGUCCUUGGCCUCGAUUUUAAGCUCAAUGAGAACAUUACGGUCCUUAUUCCUCUGCACGCGAAGAAACAGCCGGUCCAAGGCAAGACGCAAUCUGGUGUUGUUCUCGACUUUAUUCGCGAGAUAUCUCAAAUUAAAUUCUUCUCCGUGUAUAUCGAUCAUACUUAUUCACAUGAGGCUGGGCUAAAUUCCAUCCGCAAUGCAAUAGAUGGGGGCCGAUACCGAUCCACUCGCAAAAGACAGCUUGACCUGCAGAGCCUACAUCAAGGUCAAGGUACCCAGAUUACUCGUUUUCCUUCGCAGUCGGAAGGACUACCUGCUUACGAUGACGUGCCAUCAUCCUCUUUAAACAUAACGACACAAAAGAGAAAAAGCCACGGCAAGAGCUAA
Molecule: messenger RNA, 684 nt
Organism: Fusarium proliferatum ET1
Lineage: Eukaryota; Fungi; Ascomycota; Sordariomycetes; Hypocreales; Nectriaceae
Exons: 1
Coding region: 1-684 (227 amino acids)
Source: RefSeq, a predicted model, not a curated record